Messenger RNA from Macrosiphum euphorbiae (potato aphid), 1497 nucleotides. Lineage: Eukaryota; Metazoa; Arthropoda; Insecta; Hemiptera; Aphididae. The record is from the annotation of a GenBank genome assembly.
AUGCUCGAAAGACACUUGGAAAGCUCACAAGGCCUCGCGGACGAACAGUAUGGUUUCCGGAAGGGUCGCUCGACCGAGGACGCAAUAAGCGCACUGGAGUCGACCGCAAAUGCGGCACUCGGAAAAUACGAACUUUGUGUCGCCGUAAGCCUCGACAUUAGAAAUUCGUUCAAUUCCAUUGGCUGGGAUCACAUAAAGACAGCGCUGCAAAAGUGUGAUGUCCCCGAGUACCUGCUGCAGACAUUCCAAGCAUACUUCAAGGAGAGAUCCGCAACGUUGGCACAUUCCCACUCCGCUACUGGUCAACUAGAGAUUAACAUAACAUGCGGCGUGCCGCAGGGUUCGGUAGUCGGCCCGACGCUGUGGAAUGUAGCGUACGACAGAGUAUUAAGAGCCCAGUGCCCGGAAUCCACAAAGAUAAUAGGAUUCGCCGACGAUACACUCGUCAUGGCUUUUGGCAAAACAACCGAAGAUGUGGAAAGGCGAAUAAACGAGGCGUUAGAAGUGGUAGCAGAAGAGAUCAGCAUACUCGGACUGUCAUUAGCGACGGAGAAGUCCGAAGCCGUAUUCUUCAAAAGGCAAUACAAAAAAAGGAAACCCACCAUCAGACUGAACGGCGCGGAUGUACCAAUAACGAAGACAAUGAGGUAUCUUGGACUGACAAUAGACGAGAAGCUGAAGUUUAGAGAACAUAUAAAGGAAGCAGCUAAAAAGGGACAGCGGGUGCUGACGUCACUCAAGAGACUAAUGCCGGACAUAGGCGGACCCACGGAACCACGCAGACGACUGCUGGUAAGUGUUGUCCAGUCGGUGAUGCUGUACGGUGCCCCGAUAUGGGCAACCUCGCUGGAGUACUCCAAGGUCAUCAGAAGAGAACUGCUAAAGGUACAACGGCAAGCGGUACUUCGCAGUAUUUGUGGGUACCGCACAAUAUCAUACGACACGACAUACAUUUUAGCGUCGACCCCUCCAAUUGACCUCAUAGCAAUGGAGAGGAGGAAGCUGUUCCAAAUCAGAAGAGGGUUGACAAGGAAAACAGUACAAGAGGCAAAAGGUGACACAAUGGUGGAAUGGUUGCAGAGGACGGAAGACGCCAAAAAAGGGGAAUGGACGCGGACACUAAUUCAUGACGUACGAGGCUGGGUGAUGAGGAAACAUGGGAGCAUGGACUUCCAUCUCACUCAAGUAUUAUCUGGGCAUGGCUGCUUCAGUUAUUACACCCACCGAAUAGGGAAAAAAGAGGAGCCAAACUGUAGGCACUGUCCAUCAACUCUAGACAACGCGCACCACACGCUGGUUGAAUGUAGGGCAUGGGCAGCUGAAAGAGAGGAGUUAGAAGCAGAGAUCGGCCAGUUGAACAUCGGCUCACUGAUCGGGAAGAUGCUCAGCAACACUCAGGCUUGGGAAGCAGUGUCCGCAUUCGCGAAACGGACGAUGAAGCAGAAGGAGGCGUUGGAGCGUGCCCAGCAGCUGGAAGAGAGGAACAUGACAAACUAG